Molecule: messenger RNA, 1952 nt
Organism: Ananas comosus (pineapple)
Lineage: Eukaryota; Viridiplantae; Streptophyta; Magnoliopsida; Poales; Bromeliaceae
Product: E3 ubiquitin-protein ligase PUB22-like
Exons: 1
Coding region: 383-1657 (424 amino acids)
Biological process (GO): protein ubiquitination
Molecular function (GO): ubiquitin protein ligase activity
Source: RefSeq, a predicted model, not a curated record
UUUUUCAUGUUUGAUUCUCUCCAUUCACUUCUCCCACCAUAUCCCCUCUCCAUGAAAAAGCUUAUUACUCCUCCAACUUCCACCAGCUUCUUUAUCUUCUCAUCUCUAUUCCACAACUUUUUUUCCUCAACCAAGAGCAUCAAACAUUAUUGACCACUAGAAUAUGCAUAUAGGGCCAUAAGCGUUUUUUAUAUCUUCGAAUCCAAGAGUUUGUAGAUCAAACUCUUCCUGGGUCUCCUUGGAUAAUAAACCCUACUUCUUGAUCAUCUUAAUUGGUUUCAACUUUUUCUCAAAAGUUUUAUCGAGUUCUAUUCAUCUCUUCAAACUAGUUUUAUCAAGAUAUAUAUAAUAACUAGAUAGUAAUUACUAAUAAAUACCAUUAAUGGCCGAAGUAGAAGUUCCACCAUAUUUCCUCUGUCCAAUAUCACUACAAAUCAUGAGAGACCCAGUAACGCUUUCGACGGGGAUCACCUACGAUCGCGAGAGCAUCGAGCGGUGGAUAUUCAGCGAGAAGCACGACGUGUGUCCGGUCACCAAGCAACCGUUGUGCCCGGUCGACCUCGAGCUCACACCGAACCACACUCUCCGCAGGCUUACCCAAUCAUGGUGCGCCGCCAACGCCUCGUCAGGCAUCGAGCGGUUCCCCACCCCCCGCCAACCGGUCAACCGAGCCCAGGUUGUGCGGCUUCUCGAGGAAGCCAAGCUCCCUCACUCCCAAAUAAGUACUUUUCGCAAGCUUAAAUCUAUAGUUGCAGAGAGUGAUCGCAACAAAAGGUGUGUUGAAGCUGCUGGUGCAGUAGAUUUCUUAGUAUCCGUGAUUAUGAAUGCUACCAACUACUUAAUAAGAGAACAACAAGAAGGAGGAGGAGGAGAAGAGUUAUGGGAAAGGUUGGAGCCCUCCACAAGAGCUUGUGACGAAGCACUUUUGAUUCUACACUCUCUCCAAAUCUCCGAACAAAGCCGUGCCACGGUUAUCCAAAAGAAUGCGGGAUUCAUCGACACGUUAGCGGCUAUCAUGUCGCGAUCAAACUAUCGAUCGCGAGCUCACGCCGUACAAAUUCUCAAGUCCUUACUCUCUGUAAUGACUCCGACCCAAAAGAUCAACACGAGCAAGCAACUGAUCGAAGAGGUCGUCGACGUUGUAGAGGACCGCGUCUCGUACCCCGCCGUGAAGGCCGCGCUUCAAAUCCUUGCGAUGAUUUGUACGUCGGAUCGAAGGAAUAAGGUUACGGCCGUCGAAGCCGGAGCUGUGCCGGCCAUGAUCGAGUUACUUUUGGAUGAAACGGAGAAGAGGGUUUGCGAGAUGGCGCUGAUGGCAUUGGAUCAGCUGUGCGGCUGCGCGGAGGGGAGGGCGGCGCUGGCGGACCACGCGGCAGGGAUGGCGGUGGUGUCGAAGAAGAUACUUAGGGUUUCGGAGGUGGCGAGCGAGAUGGCGGUGAGGGUGUUGCAUUCGUUGGCCAAGUAUUCGGCGACGAAGGCCGUGGCGGAUGAGAUGUUGCAGGUGGGAGUGGUUUCUAAGAUGUUUCUGGUGCUAAGCCAGGUGAGCUGUGGGUUGAAGACCAAGGAGAAGGCGAGGGAGAUUGUUAAGUUGCAUGCUAGGGUUUGGAGGGAAUCCCCUUGCUUAGGGCACUUCAAGCAUUACUAUUCUAGCUCAUGAGUAAAGGUAUAAUAAUUAAGUAGUGCAUGCAUGACAAAUUUUAAACAAAAUAGUAGAUAUGGACUAUCGAUAGCAUUUAUGUGAAUUUCGUAUAAAAUAUGAGUGUUGUCUCCAUUGUCAUACAAGACGCGUGCAUCUUACUAAUUUUCUGUUUGGACAGCUGAUUUUAAUUGUUUUUUUUUUCUUUUCUUUUUUUGAGAUUUUAGCUAACAUCUAUGCACUGAUGUUGCUUGAUAACUUGGCAUGUAAAUAUGACAAAAAUGAUUCAAUUUGUUGAUUGAUUUGUUUCCAAAGA